AUGUUUAUGGGUACAAAAAAGUAUCCUGCAGAAAAUGAAUUUUCACAAUUUUUAACACAAAAUGGCGGAUCUCAUAACGCAUAUACAGCGAAUGACCAUACAAAUUUUUAUUUUUCUGUUAAAACAAAAUCACUUAAACUAUCGUUGGACAUGUAAAUAUCAUACCUAAAUUUCUGUUAAUGCUUAACAUUAUUUUGUAUUAUAAUAAAUAUGUAUACUUUAAUAUGUGUGUUAAAGGUUCGCUCAAUUUUUCCUUGAACCAUUGUUCACAACAAGUGCAACAGAAAGAGAAAUCAAUGCUGUUAAUUCUGAACAUGAAAAUGGUGUUGCUGACGAUAAUCGGCGUUUAAAACAAUUGCGAAAAAAUACCGCAGAUCCAAAUCAUCCUUUUAACCAUUUUGGAGCAGGUAUUAAAGGAAAUUCUAUUAUUUUCAAAUACAUGUUGCUUUAAAAGGAUUUACUGUUUAAAAAUGGUCUAUUUAUUCGUAUACGCAUUACAUUCACCACUCUACCACGAUUCAUCGAAAUAUAAACUGCAAACGUUUAAAUUACCAUCCGUUAAAAAAAACAUUACAUUACAUUAUGCUUAUUGAACAAUCUAUAUUUAGUGGUACUAAGUGCAACUUAUAAAGAAUCUUCUAAUAUACUCUCUAGCCUUAUUGAGAAACGAAGACAAUUUUAUCACAUAAAACUAAACGAAAUGCUAUAAAUAGUAAAUAGAAAAUAGCUAUAAAUAACUAAAAAUCGCCAGAAUAAUUUGAAAAUGUUUAAAACUACCGUGCACUCCACUGUAGACAGAAUCCUAACACAUUAUAAUUACUUGUUUCUAAACAUAAACCGAUAUUUAUUCCGUUAAUCAUAUGGACAAAUAAGUAUUAAAAAUAUGUAGAUGUAGUUGUAAAUUGUGCCGCCGUUUAAUUAUUAGUAAUUUAAUUAAUAGAACUUACAAUCUAAUAUUACAUUUGUUUUUUUAAUCAUUUUUGUUAAUAUGUUAUAUUUUUCAUUUUCAAGGUAAAAAAUGUUUAUAAAACAAUUAUAGGUGCCAAAUAAUUGUACCUAUCUAGAAACCUUACUAACGCCCUGAAACGUAUUUAUAUUUUCGAUGUAUUCAAAUAUUUUUCGAAAAAAUCAGAUAAUAUGAAAGAUCUAAAAUAUUUUAAAUUUGUAGAAAUACCUUUAUAUGUAUAAAGGCUAUUAAUUUUUAUUAAGCUGUAAAUAGCUUCAAAUUGUAGCAUGAAUAAAAAAAAAAAUUUUUCUUUGUAAAAGAGUUCUCAUAUUUAUUUAUUUAUUUCUACGCCCUUUUACAAAAUUAUAUAUUAACUAACCUGUAUAAAUUUACUUAAAUAAUACUUCUUUUUCUUCUCAUUUGCCUUCAUUCCAACCAUAUUGGGGUCAGCUACUGUCGUUGGUAAUUUUUUUUACUAUUUUAGAACUAUAUGCUGCCCAUAAAUGCAUUAUUCUAAUAUUGUAAUUCUACUUGUAUAAAAAUAUUUUUCGUACAAUUUUUUUUUCAUAAUUAUGUUGGUGAGAUGAUAACAAGUACUCACCAAAGCUUAUACAUAUUUUAUUUAGCUUCAUUUAACUUUAUUUUGUUUAAAAAUUGAAUAAACAUUUUAACAGUGACGUGAUUUAAUUCCAUAAGUCUUAUUGAUGAGUCAAAUGCGAGUCUCACUUACAAAAAAAGAGAUUAGUGGAAGGUAUUUAAAGUGGCCAUCCUAAUGUUCAAUAUGGUGUUAAACUCUAAUUUUUUUUUUUUUUGAAAACAUCGAAUUUACAUACCUGAAUAUGUUAGAAAUCACAAUUUGCAAUCAAAAACAAUUAAUGAUAAAUUUUAAAUGGACAUAUUUUGAUGUAGAACCAUACACUUAUGUGUUAGACUGAUUGACGUUUUAAUUUAAUUUUAUAGGUUUGCGGUAAUAUUGAUAUGAUUUUUACCUUGGAUUCAUUUUCUCAUUAAUUUUUUUGAUGAAUUUCAAUAAUUUUACAAAAUAAACUUAAUAUUAUUCACUGUGUAUGAUUAGGUACAAAAGAAACAUUAUGGGAUAUUCCGAAUUCGAAAAAUAUAAGUGUUCGUAAACAAUUGUUGGAGUUUCAUUCAAAAUGGUAUUCGUCCCAUUUAAUGUACUUAACUGUACUUGGAAAAGGUAUUCAUUUGAAAAAAAAAAAAAAUUAUGUUAUUAAAAAAUUCGUUCAUUUUUUUUUUAUUUGAAUACAUAGAGGAUUUGAACACUUUGGAAGAAAUGGUUGUAUCUUUAUUCGGCGAUAUUGAAAAGAAAAAUGUAAAUAUACCUUAUUGGCCUGACCCAAUAUAUAAAGAAGAACAAUUGGCCACUAAAACAGUUGUAGUUCCAGUAAAAGAUAUAAGAGUAUUAUCUAUUAGUUUUCUUGUUCCAGAACAGACCAAGUUUUUUAAGAGCAUGGUAAAAACUAAUAAAUUUGGUUACUUAAUACAAUUCGUCUUGAAUUUAAUAAAAUAUAUAUUUAUUAGCCCAACAGAUAUUUGAGUGCUUUAUUUGGUCACGAAGGAAAUUCAGGUAUUUUAACAGUUUUAAAAAAGAGAGGGUGGUCUAGCAAGCUUUCAGCUGGUAAUAAAUUUGAAGCUAGGGGCAUUGAGCUCUUUGACAUUGAUGUAGAUUUGACAGAACAAGGAGUUGACUGUGUUGAUGACAUUAUUAAAUUAAUAUUUCAAGUAAUAUACUGGUAAUUUCAAAAUAUUUAUUUAAAAAAAUAAUAACCACUUUACUAUAGUAUGUGAAUAUGUUAAAACGAGAAGGACCUCAAAAAUGGUUCCACGAUGAAAAUAAAAAUAUUAGUGCAAUGCAAUUCCAAUUCAAAGAUAAAGAAUCUCCAUUAGAAUAUGUCGUUCGAUUGUCUUCUCGUUUGAUUGUGAGUAAUAUUUGUAAAUUUAUUUUUCUAAACAUUUAACAUAAUUCAAUUUUUGAUUUAUUAUGUUUAGAAGUACGGUUUAAAAGAUGUUUUAACAGCAGAAUAUAUCAUAAAGGAAUGGAGACCAGAUUUAAUAGAAAAUCUUUUGUCAUAUUUUAGACCAGAAAAUAUGAGGUAACUAUGAAUAUAAAUUUUGAUUACUGGAUUUUAAAUAAAGUUUUUCUAAGAAAUGGUUUUAAAAUACAACUAUUGAAUUAUUUUUUUUUAAUUACUAUAUAUUAGAUAAUAUAAAAUCUAGUACCCCGUAUAAUUAAAAUAAUAAGUAGUUUAAAAAUAAGUAAACCUUUAAUUAGCUUAUCAAAGGCAGGGCAACAAUCUGAUUCUUAUUGAACAAUUUUCUGUUAAAAUCUUAUCGAUAUUGAUAUAUUAAAUUAAAAAAAUUAAAUAAAAUUCAACCAAUAAUUCAGUAAAACCAAUACAUUCUUCGCUACACUCACAAUUUAAAAACAAAUAUAUAAGGUAUAACCUAACCUUGUUACGCAAUAACAUCGAAUUUUACACAGAUGAGUAGAAAUUAAAAAAAAAAAAAUUAUUUUCUAACAUACUUCGCAUCACAAGUAGGCUGCUGUUGUAAGCGGACUAAGAGGAAUGUGCGAAUUAAGGUGCUCCCUAGUCCCUGCUAACACAAGUACCAAACUGGAACUCGCAGAAUAGGAUAUCAUGAUAAUUUAUUUACAACCUUAAUCGUACCAUGGGUGGACCUUUGUUGUACACCAUUGAGGUUUGAAAAUUCAGACCACUGAGCAUAAUAUAUACAAUCAGGUGUUUAGUAACAAAUUAAUUACUGUAAAAUCAUUCUAACAUUUUUGUUAAAUUUGAACGAAAUAAAAUUUCAGAGUGACGGUUGUUUCCAAAGUAUUUCAAAACAAAACUGAUACUGUAGACAAAUAUUAUGGAACAUCAUAUUCAAUCAGUAAAAUACCAAUGGAAGUAUUAAAUGUAAUUUUGUUCAUAACUUAAAUCGUAUUAUUAACAAUCAUACUUAUUUAUUUCGUUUCCUAUGUUUAUAUUUAGCAUUGGCAAGAAGGUGAUUUAUGCAAUGAUUUAAAAAUGCCAUUCAUAAACGAAUUUAUUGCUACAGAUUUUGGUUUAGUGCCAAUUAAUACAAAUGUAAAUAAUCAAAGUAACACUUUAUUAAGUUAAUAGUAUUUUAAAUUGUGUACUUGUUUAGGAACCGGAUCAACCAUACGUUAUUCACGAAUCAUUCAUUUUAAGAAGUUGGUUUAAAACAGAUACAGAAUUCAGAGUUCCUAAAGCAUUUGUUUCAGUUGACUUUUUCAAGUAAUAUUUAAUAAAUACCUUAAUGUGUUUACGAUUGAUUUGUGUUAGUUAAUUAAUACCUACUUCAAAUGCAAACAUGUAUUUUAUCAACUAAGUACUUUAUAAUUUAUAUAAAUUAUAUAUUGCCUAAUAUUAAUUAUUCAAACAAUUAUUUUGAACAAUGAACAACGAACCAUCUAAAUCCGAUUUCAGAUCGAAACUCGUGUCAAAUAAGACUGGACCGGACCAUGUAAAGCUUUAAUAGAUACUUACUUAUAUUUCAAGUUACUUUAAUUUUUUUAAGCCAUACUGUGAUAACUAAACCAUUCCAAUGUAAUAUUAUGAAAUUUUUUAUAAGAUUGUUUGAUGACGAGUUUUUUUGACACUACACGUAGGUUGUGACUAGGACUGGUUUACAUUUAUCUUCAUGGAUUCAAUAUUAAAACUAGGAAUACAGAAUUGUCUCUGCCCAAUGCAUAUUUGUUAUAUCAUAUUGUUUUUGUAAAUAGAAACAAUACAUAUGGUUAUCAAUGUAUUAUAUGUAUCUUUAGUAAUAAUAAUAAUAUUUUUAAUUUCUUUAAUUUACAUAAUAUAUUAAAAUGAAAAACUGAUUUUAAUAGUAUUUUAUGUUAGAGCACACUAUUACAUCUAUUGAAUUUAGAUACUAUGAUACUCUAUCUUCAGUAAGAAAACUUGUUGUUAGCCAACACUUCAAUAAAAAGACAUAUGUUAUUUUAAUCAAAUUUUACUCUAAUACAUUUUAAUAAAUAUUAUUUUUAGGUUCUUGUUUUUAUUUUAAAUUACCUACUUGUAUAUUUUUUCUUCUUAGCCAUAAUGUAAUAACUGACCCAUUCCAUUGUAAUAUUAUGAGUCUUUUCGUAAGAUUGAUCAAUGACAAUAUUUCUGAGUAUACAUGGGAUGCUACUAGAGCUGGUUUACAUUUAUCCAUAGAACCAAGUAGUAAUGGGUUUAAGGUAAUAUAUUAUUAGAUAAAUAUAGUCGAAAUAAUUGUUUUAUAUUUAAAACCAUUACUUAUAGAUACUAUUAAAUGGAUUUAGUCACAAACUACAUAUUUUGUUAAAAAAAACUAUAGAAAAACUUUUAGCAUUCAAGAUCGAUCCAUUACGUUUUGAUAUUCUAAAAGAAGAAGUAAGUUGAUAUUUUUAAUAUAUUUUUUUAGUUUUAAAUUUUAAAUUAAAUUUAUAGAAAAUCAGGGAUUUAAAAAAUAUUGCUAUUGUGCAACCACAUAAUAUUGCAUUAAUCCAUGAGACUGUAAUCUUAUCAGAAACUGCAUGGACACCUGAAGAAUUAUUAUCUUCCAUUUAUGGUAAAUAAUCAUAAGUAGGUACUAUCAUUAAUCUGUACUGUGUGUUAAAACAUGUAAAUUUCAGAUGUUAACGUUGUCAAUAUUGAAGAAUUUAUGAAACAGUUUUUCUCGCAUAUGUUUAUGGAGUCAUUGAUUUAUGGUAACAUAGACAAAAUUGUAAGUAUAUCAUUUUAUUAUAAUAAAUUUCUUAACAUAAUGAAAUUUUUUUUUUAGAAAGCUAUAGAACUUAUUCAAAUAGUGGAAAAACCAUUUUUGGGCCGCGAUGGUUCUCGUAAAUUACUACCACGUCAAAUGAUAAGAUCAAGACAAGUGCAGCUUGAUGACGGUGAGUUUAAUUGUUGUUCCUUUGUGAUUGUUUUUUUUGUUUUAAAAAAAAAAAAUUAAACAACAGAAUAAAUAAUCUGGUUAUGUACUUUAUAUCGGUAAUGGUUUAUAGUUGCAAAUCAUUGAUAACAGAAAACGAGUCUGAACUAAGUUAUUUAAAAUAUAUUUUAAUUAUCUAAUUCUAAAAUACAUUUCAAUUGUCCUUGUGUUUUUUUCUAAAAUUGUUGGUCAUUUGUAUAUGGAAAUUAUAUUCUAUUAGUUUUUACAUCUUAUGUUGUGUGUGCCAAACAAAUUUAUGAUAAAAACGUGAUGGUGAAUUUGUCCUUGAAUCUGUGAAAUUUAAGAUAAAUUCCUCAUUUAUGGGCCUCGAUAAAACGUUUUUGAAUCGCGUAGAUGUUGGUUUUAUUUUUUGUAUGUGAUAUAGAUGAAUCUUUAAAAGUUACGUUCAUACCUUGCCUUUCAAAUAUUUUCGCCUUAAAUAAUGUAAUCUGGAAGAAACUGUUCUACUUUUAUAUAAUCUUCAAGAAAUUAUUCGGUCUAGGUUCCUGGCCUGAAAGCAAUGAUGCCAGUGGUUCUGGUAGCGUUGUUAAUUGUUAUAGGUUUACCAUUUUGCUUACUCAACAUAAUCCACGUGCUUCGUGUCAAUACAUAAUAGGGAAACUUAGGAUGAAGUUGGCCGAUGGUAAAGAAAUCUUAAAAUAAACUUAACUUCUAACUUUUGAAUUCGUUAAUGCUCAGCCUUGGUGAUUAAAUAUUGUAUUUAAUUUAAUUAUUUUUUUCAGGUGAGAGCACAUUAUAUGAAACAACUAAUAAUUAUCACAGCAGUUCGUGUGUUACCUUUAAUCUUCAAUGUGGUGUCCAGUCCACACUCAAUAAUAUGAUAGUUAAUUUAUUUAAUCAAAUCGUUAUGGAAUCUUGUUUUCAUACUUUGCGUACAAAGGUAUAUUUAUGAAUACAUUAUAUAUUGAAACAAUAAUUUUUUCAUCGAGCCUUGAAUGUAUUAAUUUGUAUUUUAGGAACAACUUGGAUAUAUAGUUUUCAGUUUAGUGAUCGAAAGACAAGGAGUACUGAGUUUCCAAAUUAUCGUACAAUCUGAACGUUCUCCAAUGUAUGUUGAUACAAGAAUAGAAAGCUAUAUAGAUGGAGUUCAGGUUUAUUUUUUUUAUU
Cinara cedri is the source of this 7024-nucleotide messenger RNA. NCBI's taxonomy places the organism in Eukaryota, Metazoa, Arthropoda, Insecta, Hemiptera, Aphididae. The record is from the annotation of a GenBank genome assembly.